AUGGCUGCCUUGACCCUCGAAUUACGAAAUCACGACGAAGAAACCAUCGAGUGCUGGGAUGACGAUGAAGACCUGCAAUGCUAUGAUGGCCUCCAGCUGCGUACGGCGUCGAGUGCCACCUCGGUAACAAAUUCAUCAGUCCGCCAAUCUGGCCAUAGGGACUCCAUUUCGUCGCGUCGCUCUGCGCGUUCUGAUUUGGAAUCUAAUUGCGGUGGUGAUGAGGACUGGCAGGUUCAGCUGCUGGACAACGACGAAGUGGUCACCGAAGAGGCUAUUUCCUCUGCCAAAGACGCCGGAAUACCUUUGCCAACAAACAUCCCUAGAUCAGCCCUUGUUGGUGGCACCAUCAAACGCCUGGGGCGGAGGAACAAUACAACAAACGUCGUCGACGAUUGGGCCGAUGACGUGGAUUUUCCCGGUCCCGAUGGCGUACUGCAAUUGAAAAGUCUACUCGAUACGUCUUUCCCUGAAGCACUGCGGCAAGUCAGCUCCGUUGCUGUAAGCCCGGUCAAGACUUCGGCGUCAGCCGUAUGGGAUCGAGACAUCCCAACUCGACUACAGUCUGCUUUAGUAGCGUCGGCUAAUACCAAGAUGGGUCACGACACGGAUGAUGCUCAUGACAUCCCUACAAUCAAAGUUGCGAGACCUCGCUCCCAAGACAAACCCUCUCUUCUCAAUAACCCCAUGUUCCACAGAGAUCAUCUUAUCGCGGACGAUUUUGAAGCGGACUUUGAUCUGUCAAGCGGUGAUGUUAUGUUCCGACUCUCUCCUUGCAAAGCAAAUGCAGGACCCCUGACUCCAUCGACUGAAGAUGCCGAGCUAGAUUGGUCGGAAGGCAGUAUUGGGGUUCGAUUUGCUGGAACUACUAGGGAGCAUAGAUCGAACCCCUCAUCUGUGUCCGUUAUCAGCCCGAGCGCUUCAAGCUGUCCCACGGCCGGAAGCGAGGACGAUGGCCUCGAUGGUCUCGUGAUCCCCGAAGAGCCUCUGGACUUAGAAUCACAUCUCAGAAAGCGAAGAUCGCCUGCAGAUCAAGACACGGCUUACGCAAAGACUCCCUGUGCCACUCAAUCUUCAACCAAGAGCGACGAUUUCUUCCUAGGACUUGAAAUCGAGGACGGCGAGGUCUUUGAUCCCCAAAGGCUGUCAAUUAAUCCUAAUAUCAAGUGCAAACCCGAGCCCUCUCAAAGUCCUAUGCGACACUCAACGAUGACUCUCACAUUUACCAACACGACGACAUCUCCCAAGUCUCGGAUUCCACGUCCAUCUGGCCCUGAUCGCCCGCACUUGACACAAUUAGAGACCGUUUCAGAAAGCGGAGCACCACUUUCGCGAUUUCGGACAUCACAACACCGAGCUGGGACUCAUUCGCCACAAUCUUCUGUAACUAGUCUCCCAUCUGCUCAACAAUCCUCGACGCCUCACCGACGGCAUACAAGUCGAAAUAGCAAAGAAAUCCCAGCAGAAUGUGUAACGUUUGGGAGACAUUUGGCUUCGAAACGUUCAAUGCCAACAAUGCGCGAUGCGCAGCAAAUUGCCACGACGCUCUCAAGCCAACGCCUUCCUAUCUAUUCUGAUGUGUCAAGCUCGUUUUAUCAUUGUAUGUCUCGUCCUAAAACCCCGGUAGAUCGCUUGGGGAACGAUAUGAAACAAGUGAUACGAAAAGCUCAAGUGCCAUUCAUUCCUGCUGGGGCAUCAGAAAAUCAGUCACACCAUGCAAGCCUUAAGAACUACCGUCAGGGUCGUCGCAAUAACUCUGACAUUUCCAAUGAUAUGUUCUUCCCAAGCUAUAAUGCUCGAUUGUCACGGAGUCGCCAUGAUCCGCUUAGCAAAAGCCAUCCCGAAUCUAGCCCCGAGGCAUUAAUCGCUGCUACUAAACGGACUCUCACUCGGCCGACUCGACGCCGGAACUUUGGAGACGGAUCGGAGCUGGCUUUGUUCGAUGAUUUGCCUACGUCUUCCUCCGCGGAGAGCAAAUUUAUGAAAAACCCUUCCGGGCGAGGUGUUCCACGGUCACUGAGAAACAAACUAGGUCCUAAUCCGUCGACUUCUCCCAGAGCAGAAACUUCAUCUCCACGACCUACAAGUCAUAUAGGUAUCUUGCCCAAAUCUGAUACUACUCCUAGGUUUGCACGAGACACCAAUGCCUCUAGAAAUGCAAGGGAGCAGCGCAUUGCCUCUUUGUCAUCUAGUACGAAACUACGCGAGAGUCACCCGCUUGCUGCUUUAGGCUCAAAUGCCAGAACAUUUAAUGUCACACGCGUGCCUUCCGGCUCGGAUUUCAUCAGAAGGAAGAAGUGUAAAGCCACUUCGCUGCCUGGGGCCAAGCCUCAUCUGAUUAAGCCACUGGGUACCGGUGUACAGGAAGCGAAGUCGGUCAAUGGUAUGCGGUACAAUCCGAGAUCUUUCUGUUGGGAAGGAAACGAAAACUCGGUUCGUGCGUUUGAGACAACCGUACCGAAGUCUCCCAAGCCAACGCCCGCUCUCAUCACAAAUGUUGGGGCAAUGCAGAACGUGCAGGUUGUUGGUGGAAUGGUAUUUGAUCCGCGGCGUAUGUGCUGGCUAAAAUUGGCACCGUUACAACCUGGACAGGAUGGUUUGGUGGCUGUCCAGGACGAAGAUGAUGUUUUUGCUGGUCUGGAUGACUUGAAGGAAGCCUCCGAUACGGUGGGUCGACGUUCAACAGCUAAUCAGGAGGAUCUGUGUCUUGCAGCAAGCGGAGACGACCGAAGCUACGGGGACUCUUCAGAUGAGUGGCCCAUCACUGAAGAAUUCGAUGUUGGCCCUGAGUUUAUCAGGAGACAGCGCGUGGAGGAAGAUAAAUGGAGGCGCAAGGUGGAUAGAUGGACCAGACUUGAUCGUGCGAAAUUCGGUGACGGUUGGAGAUGGGCUAUCCGAGAUUUGGUCCGCUUCAAUGGCGCUAUUAGUGCCCCGGAUGGUCACCAUGCAUGA
This is a messenger RNA of Aspergillus homomorphus CBS 101889, 2949 nucleotides long. Its product is annotated as putative cytokinesis regulator (Byr4). Lineage: Eukaryota; Fungi; Ascomycota; Eurotiomycetes; Eurotiales; Aspergillaceae. Gene Ontology annotation, molecular function: GTPase activator activity. Gene Ontology annotation, biological process: regulation of Ras protein signal transduction; mitotic spindle orientation checkpoint signaling. Bases 1 to 2949 code for a protein of 982 amino acids. The record is from RefSeq and is a predicted model, not a curated record. Gene Ontology annotation, cellular component: SIN/MEN two-component GAP complex; mitotic spindle pole body. The transcript has 2 exons.